AUGAUAUCUAAUAGAAAAAGUUUGGUGUGGAAGUUUUUUGAGCAACAUUCUGAUUCUGCGCUUAUGGUUUUGUGUGUGAUAUGUAAAAAAAAAUAUUCACAAAAGGGACGUGGGACAUCAUCCCUUUGGAACCAUUUGAAAGCAUUUCAUAAAGCAGAGUAUGAUGACUUAUCUACAGAACAAGCAAAACAAGCAAAGGAGAAAGAAGCAGAAAAAACACCUUUGCAAAAAGCAAAAUCAGAAGUGAAGCAAAAAAGCAUUGCGGAGUGCUUUCCAAGUGUAAAAAUCUGGGAUGUAAACAGUUUCAGAUCAAAAAAUCUUGAUAAAAUCAUUGCAGAGAUGCUAGUAAUGGAUGAUUUGCCAUUUAGUCACGUGGAGGACCUGGGUUUCAUGAGACUGAUGACUGAAAUAUGUCCACAGUACAAACUGAAGCAACGUAAUUUUUAUACAUCAAAAAUUUGUGAUGAAAUGUAUGAUUCAGCAUUUGCUAAAAUAAAGUCAAUUGUCAACAAAAACCAACUGAACUGCAACUUUGCGUUUACAACAGAUGUUUGGUCAGAUACCUCUGCAGGUGUCUCGUUACUUAGUCUUACUGCUCAUGUUGUAACCGAAAAAUUGGAGAGAGUAAACUUUGUGUUGAGUGCUGAACCCUUACAUGAGAGACACACUGGAGAAUACAUAUCAAUGAAAUUUGAUGAAAUGUUGGAAAAGUGGGAUAUUCCAAGUAGUACUGUUCAUUGUGUUUUGCGUGAUUCUGGUGCAAACAUGAAAAAGGCUCUCUUCCUCUCAGGUCUGAACAAUAUAGACUGCACUGUGCAUAAAAUCCAUCUAGUGGUGAAACAAGGAUUAUCUUCAAAAGAAGAAAUUGGUAAUCUAAUUCGGAAGUGUCGUUCAAUCGCUACCCAUUUUCACCAUUCAACAAUGGCUCAAGAUGAACUUAAGAAAAUCCAAGGUCGACUUCAGGAGCCUAUGCUAACUAUUAUUCAUGAUUCUCCUACUAGGUGGAACAGUACUCUAUAUAUGUUGGAGCGUACUCAAAAAUUAAAGGAACCAUUAUGUUUAUAUGCUGCAUCCAAUUCAAACUAG
This is a messenger RNA of Macrobrachium nipponense, 1086 nucleotides long. RefSeq names its product zinc finger BED domain-containing protein 4-like. The coding region runs from base 1 to 1086 and encodes 361 amino acids. NCBI's taxonomy places the organism in Eukaryota, Metazoa, Arthropoda, Malacostraca, Decapoda, Palaemonidae. Gene Ontology annotation, molecular function: DNA binding. The transcript has a single exon. The record is from RefSeq and is a predicted model, not a curated record.